CUUUGAAGACAUACAUAGAAAUAUGUCUGGGUGUUUCCUUUUCUUCUUACUGUCUUUGUUUCAAACUUGUUUCCUUUCUUCUCCUUCUCCUUCCCCUCAAUUAUGUCUCCAUGACGAGAGAUCUGCUUUGCUGCAACUGAAGCAAAAUCACUACCAUGCCUCUCCAGAUUACAACUACCACCGUCUCAACUCUUGGAAGCCAAAUACUGAUUGCUGCUACUGGGAAGGCAUCACCUGCGAUGGCACCAUUGGUCAUGUAGUUGGGCUUGACCUUUCUAAUUCAUCACUCUUCGGCUCUAUCCAUUCCAAUAGCACUCUCUUCCAUCUUCGUCAUCUUCAAAUGCUCAACCUCUCGUCGAAUGGUUUUGACUACUUUGUUCCAACCGGGUUUGACAGACUCUCAAGGUUAAUGCAUCUCAACCUCGCUGUUAACUCUUUUUCCGGACAAAUCCCAUCACAAAUAUCACAACUCACUGAUUUGGUUUCUCUUGAUCUUAAUCGGAACAUUUUUGGGGGCCAUAUCCCAUUUGAAAUCUCAAAGCUGGCCAAGUUGGUUUUUCUUGACCUCUCUUUCAACUAUGGGUUAUCUUAUCUUGAAAGCCCUAAUUUGGGAGCAUUAGUUCAAAACCUAACUAUGUUGAGAGAACUACGUCUUGAUUGGGUGAACUUGUCAGCUCAAAAAAAUAGGGAUUGGUGUCGUCACUUAUCUUAUGCACUACCUAACCUUCGUGUGUUGUCAAUGAGGGAUUGUUCACUUCCAGGUCCCUUGGAUGCAUCCAUCUCAAGCCUUCGUUUCCUUUCGGAGCUCUACCUUGACGGCAACCAGAAUCUCUCUUCCACGGUACUAAUUUCUUUAAUGAACCUCAAUUCUUUGACUGUCCUUAGUCUCAGUUCUUGUGGAUUCCAUGGAGAUUUUCCAACCAAUGUUUUUCUUCAACCUAAUCUGAAGCUCAUAGACUUAUCUGGAAAUUCUCUCCUCUCGGGUCAUUUGCCUGAAUUCCCUCAACUCAAUAGUGCUGCACUUGAAUAUCUAGAUGCUAGCCAGACGAAAUUCCAAGGGAAGUUGCCAAGUUCAAUUGGGAAUCUCAAGUUUUUGAAGGAAUUAUUUCUCUAUGGUUGCAACUUCUCUGGACCAAUCCCACCUUCUCUUGCAAACCUUACCCACCUUACCGUGUUGGAUCUUUCAUCCAAUAGUUUCAUUGGUCAAAUUCCUUCCUCUUUCAGGAGGAGCUUUCCCGAUCUUGAGGAACUAUACUUGAACGAAAAUUUGCUCCAAGGGCCGAUCCACUCCUAUUUGUUUUUUCUCCCAUCAAUCCGUUUGUACUUGUCCGAUAACCAAUUCAGUGAAGUCAUAAAUGAGCCUGUUCACAACAUUUCUUCCUUUUCCAGUCAACGGCACUUUGAUUUAAGUGGCAACCACUUCAAAGGAGAUCUAGAAGACCUGAUUAGAUCAAUUUCCAAAAUCAAAGGAACAUUUCAGGUGCUUGACCUUUCAGGAAAUGACUUUGGCUACACAGUGGAAGAUGGAAAUCUUUCCCCUGAUAGUGGGGACAAUUUUCUUGAUGCUCAAAUUCUAGAAUUGUGGAUGACUUCUUGCAACAUUAGUAAAUUCCCAGAUUUCCUUAGGAACCAGAAGGAAUUGACUUAUUUAGAUAUCUCUAAUAAUAAAAUUAAUGGUGCACUACCCAAAUGGAUAUGGAAAAAGAGUUUGACAUACCUAAACCUUUCUAACAACUUGUUUACAGGUCUGGAAUUGCCAUUGCCCAAUCACUCCUUCAACAUUAAAGCAUUUGAUCUUCACUCAAACAUGAUGCAAGACUGUAUCUCAACAGUUCCAUGCUUCCCUCAAACAUUCAAUCAAACACAAACUGAGUUUGUAUCUCCUAUCUUAGGGAAUCUCACGUCCGUUCUCUCAAAAGCCACCUUCAUUUCAAUUUCGGACAAUAAAUUGACUGGAAAAAUCCCUUUCUCAGUUUGCAAUCCGAGUGAUCUUGAUAUUUUGGAUUUGUCCAAUAACCAACUGAGUGGAACCAUUCCAAUAUGCCUCGGCAGUAGCAAUUUGGGGGUACUAAAUUUAGAGAGCAACAAAUUGCAUGGAUCCAUUCCUCCUACUUUCAGAAAAGGAUGCAAUCUACAAAGACUCAAACUCAACAAAAAUAUGCUUCAAGGAAAAGUUCCAAGAUCACUGGGCAAUUGCAAGAAUCUCACGGUGUUAGAUAUUGCGGACAACCAGUUGAAUGAUACCUUUCCCUAUUGGUUGGAAAAUCUCUCUGAAUUGCAAGUUCUUGUCAUGAGGUCUAACAAAUUUUGUGGUACCAUUGCUCAACUCCCCCAAGCUAAUUCUCUCUUCCCAAGCCUGCAUGUCAUUGACAUCUCUUUCAAUAAUUUUACCGGAAAUUUACCAUUGCAAUACUUCUGUCAUUGGAAGGCGAUGAUGUCUGAUGAGGAUACAUCCAAAAUGCAAUAUCAAAGUCUCAAUUAUUCUACCUACUAUUAUGACACACUUGUAAUUAGAGAGAAGGGACAAUUGUUGAAAAUGCCAUAUAUUUUAACCACCUUCAUCGUCGUGGAUCUAUCCAACAACAACUUUGAAGGAAAGAUUCCAGAUGCUUUGAGCAAUUUGAAAGCACUGAUGGUACUCAACUUGUCUGGAAAUAGCCUCACAGGUCAAAUUCCAUUUUCGUUGGGGAAUCUAAGCAAACUUGAGUCGCUAGACCUUUCAAGAAACAAACUCUUAGGAGAAAUCCCAAGGCAAUUGACAAGUUUGACCUUCCUUGCAGUCUUGAAUCUAUCAUAUAACAACUUCAUGGGAAGUAUUCCGCAAGGAAACCAAUUUAACACUUUUUCAAAUGAUUCCUACGAGGGAAAUGCAGGAUUAUGUGGGCUGCCUUUGUCAAGGAAGUGUGGAGUAACCGAAGAUGGAGAAUUACCUCCAACAUCAGGGUUCCAACGAGAAGAUGAUUCAACAUUUUCAAUACUUGAUUGGAAAUUUGUCUUGGCAGGAUACUGCUCUGGGUUAACAGUUGGAUUGGUUGUUGGACAACAAUUAUUUUGGAGAAGAAACAGAUGUUCUGAGUUCAUUUCAAGAGUUGUGGCAUCCAAACAGAGAAAAAGGUCAAGGAAAAUCAAACACCACAAAAGAGGGAAAUGAAUCAAUCUCCAAGCCUGGAAUAAAUGAGAUUUGUCAUUGUAUCACAAUGAAAUGUACUUGUUUCCUUCA
Molecule: messenger RNA, 3220 nt
Organism: Telopea speciosissima
Lineage: Eukaryota; Viridiplantae; Streptophyta; Magnoliopsida; Proteales; Proteaceae
Product: receptor-like protein 33
Exons: 1
Coding region: 23-3151 (1042 amino acids)
Molecular function (GO): protein binding
Source: RefSeq, a predicted model, not a curated record